CCCUUCAACUACCCCCACUCUCUCUUUCUUUUCCUUCGUCUCCUUCUAAAAGGAAAUAAGAACCCUACAAAUUUCCAGUUUGAUGGGUAUUGAUGAUGUGUGUAAUACAGGCCUUGUUCUUCGGUUAGGCCUUUUAUCGUCCCUUGGAACUCCAUCCAAGGCCAACGAUCAAACUCCCAAGAAAUCAUCAUGUUUUGAAUUACCAUCGUUAACGUUGGGGCUUUCUGGUGAGAGAUACCAUGUUAAUAACAAUAGCAAAGAGAUUGAUGAUGUGAACAGAGGUGGUGCUUAUGGUUAUCUUCAUCAGCAGGAGGUUUCUGCCGUCGCCGCCGUCGGUGGCGGUUUGUAUCGACAGGCUUCUCCUCACAGUGCUGUUUCUUCAUUUUCUAGUAGUAGUGGUAGGGUGAAGAGGGAAAGAGACGUUGGCAGUGAAGAAGUGGAUGUAGAGAAGAAUUCCUCUAGAGUCAGCGAAGAAGAUGAAGAUGGUGUUAAUGCAAGAAAGAAACUCAGGCUCACCAAACAACAAUCAGCUCUGCUGGAAGAAAGCUUCAAACAGCACAGCACCCUCAAUCCUAAGCAAAAGCUAGCUUUGGCAAAGCAAUUAAACCUGAGGCCUAGGCAAGUUGAAGUAUGGUUCCAGAACAGAAGAGCCAGGACAAAGCUCAAGCAAACUGAGGUGGAUUGUGAGUUGUUGAAGAAGUGUUAUGAGACACUGACAGAUGAAAACAAGAGACUGCAAAAAGAGCUACAAGAACUGAAACUGGCUCAGCCCUUUUACAUGCACAUGCCGGCGGCUACUCUCACCCUGUGUCCAUCUUGUGAAAGAAUUGGCGAUGGAAGUUCCAAUAACCCAUUUUCAGUAUUGGCCUCAAACCCUCAUUUCUGUGCUCCCUUCACCAAUCCUUCUGCAGCAUGUUAAUUUAAAUUAGUGGACAAAGAGAGGAAAACAAUAGACUCUCGUAAAUGAGUGGAUUUCAACUGGAGAAAAACAACAAUUUCUUUUCCACUGAGAUGCUAAUCAAUCUC
Hibiscus syriacus is the source of this 1026-nucleotide messenger RNA. RefSeq names its product homeobox-leucine zipper protein HAT22-like. Gene Ontology annotation, biological process: regulation of DNA-templated transcription. NCBI's taxonomy places the organism in Eukaryota, Viridiplantae, Streptophyta, Magnoliopsida, Malvales, Malvaceae. The transcript is spliced from 3 exons. The record is from RefSeq and is a predicted model, not a curated record. Gene Ontology annotation, molecular function: sequence-specific DNA binding; DNA-binding transcription factor activity, RNA polymerase II-specific. The coding region runs from base 83 to 919 and encodes 278 amino acids.